CUCACACACACACACACCUGGCAGCCUACAGAGAAGUAGGUCGCGCGAGCCUUUGGGUGGAGCAGCAGCGUCGCGUGCUGCGGAUUCACUCAGUAGGUCGUUAACUAGUGUGCGCGCGAUUCGGUUGCAGAUGCAGGUCGCUGCGUGUAAGCACGAGCAGGGGGGAAAUGGCGAACAGGCGCCACCGGCGGCCACGGAGACAGCUUGAGGACUGACACAAGACGGACAGGAGCCAUGGAGGACUCGGAGCCCGCAGAGGACGGCUUGCUCGCGGGCUUGCGGUGGAACCGGAGCGCCCGGGACCAGGCUCAGCUCAAACACAAAAUCCGGGAUCUGCCGGGGCUGCUGAAGCACGGGCUGCACCUGCGGAAGAAGAGCCAAUCACCUGACACUAUUCCUGGGCCGAGUACGGGACCUAUAGUACACAAGUCUUGCUCCCAGAGUUUUCCAUGCGCUGGUCGCGCUGUGAGGAACGCCUUCCUCUCUCAUGGACCUUACCCUGCUAAAGACAAGAUACACCUGGCCAGAAUCAUAAGGCGUAGCUAUGUGGGCGUGGAGCUGGUGCAGUGGCUGUGCGACCAGUGUGUGUAUGUGCGCUGUCGGACGACCGCUGUGCGUGUCUGGCAGGUUCUGCUGGAGCUGGGAGUCCUGCUGUCGGUCGACCAGCGGGUGGUGUUUUCGGACUCAAACACAUACUACCAGUUCAGCUUUGAGGAGUGCGACUCGGCUUCCUGCGAGUUUCGCUCCAAUGAGUCGGAGUGGUCAGAGGCUGUUAGACUCCUCCUACAACUCGCCCCAUAUGUUCAGUUUCGCUCUGGAGGUGGAGCUAAUAGCCCGUCAGAGGAGGACUCUGAAGGCAACAGGGACAUCUGCAGUGAGAUUCUGCAGAUGAAGGCUCUCGAGAGGCUCACGUCUACGGUACAAAGUGAAUUGGCGGCUGCUCUCGCCCGAAAGACACGCAAAGCUUUAUCAGAGCAGGACUCUGAGGCAACAGAAACAAGCCGACAGGAGCCUCGCACACCCAGUGAGGAGAGCAGCCCGCUGGGCGGGGUGUGUGCAUUGCGGGACGGCGGCGGCGGCGGCAGUGGCAGUGGCGGAGGUGGUGGUGGUGGUGGUGGAGGAGGAGGAGGAGGAACGGGGACUGGAUGCGGCCGCGAGGACCUGACCAGUCGGCUGGGACUGGAGGCUGUUCAGCGCCUGGCCAAGGACGGCUGCCGGCUGCUGCAGAACCACAACUACCGGCUGCCUGACAGGAACCAGGCCGAGGCAGUGGGAAGAGUUUGCCUGAAGGAGAGAGGUCGGGACGUGUUGGUGUUGCAAAGAGUGACGUCGUCAGUCACGUCGCCAUCGGACCGUCCCUCACCCACACCCACGUCGGUGGGCGGGUCCAGAGAGGAGGACUGCAACAAGAGGUAUGUGGUGGUGUCGGGGACGCCACUCAAAAUCCUGGAGCACCUCCUCAGCGAUCUGCGGCUGGACGACCAAAGAGGGGUGCCAGAGAGCAGGGAGAGCGAAAUGUUACUGGAUGACUUCCUGUUGACCUACCUGGUGUUCAUGUCCACCAGUGACCUAUGUCAGGCCCUUUUGGGACACUAUAGCAGCACCCGCUGCAGGGGUCAGGAGGAAGGCAAGGACGCCCUCUUCAGGAAACGCAAGGUGCUGCAUCUGGUGUCCCACUGGAGCAGGCUUUACAAGGACUUCCUCAAGGAAGAGGAGCACGUCAGGAGUUUUAUGAAGACGCUGUACAGGUGUGUUUUGGAAGAUUUGUACGAGUUCCCCACACUGGAGAAAGAUCUGAAGGAGUUCCAGAAACUUCUGCGUCGGAGACACACUGUGGAUGACUGCCCUCCAAACCAAAGGAGUAAACAAAUGUAUCAGCAGCUGAGUCUGAAGGAAAACAGUCUGCACCCACGAAGUCCACAGGCAGACACAAGAGAUGUCAUUUGCUGUGUGUACGUGAGCACCGACUCCUACCUGAGUGUCCACACACACCCGUCACUGGAGGCCCAUGAGAUGCUGAGGAUUGUGGGUGUGAAGACGGACAGAGCGGAAGAGGACAUGGUGCUUGCUGUUGUUACAAACACUGGAGUUGUCUCUGCUGAGCGGAGGAUGUUACAGCCCAGUGACUGUGUGUAUUCAGAGUCCCUGACCCCACAGGGAAAGCUCGUGGCCUGUCGCAGGGAUCUCACUGAGAUCUUGCCUCCUUUAACGGACAGUGCUGAGCUAAGCAGGAGGCCGGUACGACUCUUGGGCAUCAACACCUGGGACGUGGCUGCGGCUCUAACACACCUGGACUGGAGCCUCUUCAAAUCCAUCCAUGAGCAGGAGCUGGUGUAUUACACACUCAGCCGGGCUCCUGGCAGCGGCCACACACCAGCGCUCUCCGUCCUUCUCCAGCGCUGCAACGAGGUCCAACAGUGGGUCAUGUCCGAGGUGCUCAUGUGCGUCUCCCUAAACAAGAGGGUGCAGCUGCUCAAGAAGUUCAUCAAGAUUGCUGCUCAUUGUAAAGCCCAAAGGAAUCUGAACUCUGCGUUUGCCAUCAUCAUGGGUCUCAACACAGCAGCGGUCAGCCGACUCAACCAAACCUGGGAGAAAUGUCCGGGCAAGUUUAAGAAGCUUUUUACAGAGCUGGAGCUCAUCACGGAUCCGUCUCUGAACCACAAAGCCUACAGGGAAGCCUUCAAGAGGAUGAAACCUCCUAAGAUCCCUUUCAUGCCUCUUCUGCUGAAAGAUAUCACCUUUAUCCACGAGGGAAAUAAGACCUUCCAUGACAACCUGGUCAACUUUGAGAAGCUGCACAUGAUCGCAGACACGGUGAGAAUGAUCCGGCACUGCCAAAGCGACCAACCAGGCAACGAGGUCAUCGGGGUCGACAGUGCCGAGGUGAGAGCCAGUGUUAACUACCUGCACAUUAUCGACAAUCAGCAGACUCUUUUUGAGCUGUCACACAAACUGGAGCCGCGUGCUUAAACACACUGGACACACAAAACUGAGUCCUGUCUGUGUGUGACACGACGAUACAAUGUCACACGCUCACACACACACACACACACACUGCAGUAAACUACCAACGGGGGGUGCCAAGUGGACACUAAUAUGUUCUGACACAAACACGGAGCAGCACUCCAUCUAUGACGGUGAACACGUGCUUUAUUAAGGAUUUACGAACGUCUCCCAGAAAAGAUUCCACGCGGCGAGGCGGAGAUUUGCCAAACGGAGCCCGGUGGUAAAGGAGGCUGUAAUUCAUUUGUACAGUAUCUAUUGGACUGAAUGUGUUUUUGUUCUUGUGAUGAGUUUUCGGUUAUUUAUGAACCUGUUCAGCAGGUGGAACGUUCCUUUCAUUUCUGUCAAAGAGUCUCGUUGGUCACCAAGGCCUUCGUCAUCAUUUCAGACACACAAACUUAAUUUUGCCCGCGUAUGGCGAAGCAUCUGCCUCGUGCUGCAUAGAUCCGCAGGAUACAUGCUGUCGUUGUGUAAAUGUCUGACGUGGAGCUUUUUUUUUUGUUUGCUUGUUUUUCUGUAGCAUAUUAUUUAAUACAAGCAGCAGCCAGUGCAACACUUUGUAAAAAAAACAUUUCACAGAGUCCUGGUUGACUUUUAGCCAAACACUUCUCAUGCACUAUAUGAUAUUUUCUGUGAAUAGAUUUGAAUUAUUUGACAUAGUAAAAAAAUAUGGACCUAUACAUUAUUCAGUGCCAAAUCACAUUCACAUUGAGUCCUGCAGCACGGAUGUACUGUCUUUUCUAUCACACUUUUAUUUUAAUGAGUCCUGGAAUGGCGUGUGGAACUGACUCCCCCCACGCAGCGAUGCUCUCUGAUAUCAUGAUGACUGAUUUCCUCGUGCGGGUGUGAGGAGUUUUCCACUCAUUCUGGGUUGCUGUGGAAGUACAGAAAUAUUCCUUUACCUGACAAGUCAAACCACUGCGCCAUGAGAGAAAAAAAAAAAUCAUAAUCAUGAGGAGAUUUAAGCUGACUGAAAAGAUCAUUGACGGGUGAUCGUGUGUGAACUGUCUGUGGAAACUAACACAGGGUGUGGACAUGAUAAAAGAAGCACAAGUGCAAAGACCUCUCCCUUUGAAUAUUCAUAACUGUAAUUGUAAAAGUAAAGGACCCCUUCUGUAUCCAACCACUUUUCUGGUGACACACCACUCUUUAUUCAAGUCCCUGAGUAAUCAGCUUCUCUCCCUCCCGUUUCUCACAAGUACAAGCAGCAGACCUCCGAUGUGUUUGUGUUAGUUUGUCCUCGCCCUGUAUUCGUCCAUGCAGUCACUCCAGUGGUGCGUUUCUGCCGAGUAGGAGGAGCCGUCCAACAGUGAGACUCCUUAAUGUUCCGUAUGUAGUGAUGCAUGUCUCGCAUUGUUUAGAUAGCUGUAAACACAUGGGUUUAAUGUGCAAUACCGAAGAUGUUUUGUUGCCACGGGUUUUUCCGUCGUCAUCAUCACCGUCAUUUCAACACAAAGCCUUACAGAACACAGAGCUGCUGCUUUCUCCUGCAGACCAUAAUGAAUCGGAAGCUUUAGUGUAGAAACGGUCUCGGUGCCAAAAGCACAUUUGUUCUCAAGACAGAAUUUGAAGGUGAUGUCAAGGUGAAGAAAACCCUACAUAAAUGAUUUGAAUUGCGUGUUAUAAGUACUGUAGUAAUUGUGUAUUAAAAACCUUUACCUGCUG
Messenger RNA from Solea senegalensis (Senegalese sole), 4668 nucleotides. It is a transcript of the gene rapgef5a, whose product is annotated as Rap guanine nucleotide exchange factor (GEF) 5a. Gene Ontology annotation, biological process: positive regulation of GTPase activity; Ras protein signal transduction. NCBI's taxonomy places the organism in Eukaryota, Metazoa, Chordata, Actinopteri, Pleuronectiformes, Soleidae. Gene Ontology annotation, cellular component: plasma membrane. The record is from RefSeq and is a predicted model, not a curated record. The transcript has 26 exons. Gene Ontology annotation, molecular function: guanyl-nucleotide exchange factor activity. Bases 235 to 2970 code for a protein of 911 amino acids.